Funneliformis geosporum is the source of this 1581-nucleotide messenger RNA. The record is from the annotation of a GenBank genome assembly. Lineage: Eukaryota; Fungi; Glomeromycota; Glomeromycetes; Glomerales; Glomeraceae.
AUGAACAAACGACGCAUGGUGGUAUUUAUGCCAGACGAGAAGCGCGACCACAUGGUUGGUUCUCCGCAGCAGCUGCCCUUGAAACAUUACUUGGAAGACAACUACCAUCUCCAGCAACAACAUCUGCAACAAGCUAUUCAAAAACGUAGAAAAUUGAGUGAGACUAGUAGUAUUAAUUCUAUUGAGCCUAAUUUAGGACAGCAGCAAAUAAAGAUUCAAAUACAACCUCCCGUGGUUUAUUCUUCCUUUGAAUUUCCUAAAUUUGAGAUACAUGGAAAGUCUUGGUCGCAAAAACCAACAAACUUGGUCCGUUCUCGUUGUCCUUCGUUGAUCGGGCGUCGGUUUCGAGGAAAUGCAUACAUAUCUUCAAAAGUUAACAUGCACUGUCAUUCAAAAAUAAACCAUUUUGAACCCAUGAAAGAAAAAGUAUCUAUGGUCAAUAAUAAUAAUAAUUCUCUGGAGCUGUCAUAUUCACAAAGUAUGACUUCUGUUAGUAACGAGUCACAAAAAACCAUUGACAAUUUGUCUAGUAAUUUUAAUAAUCAAUUGAGUAGGAUUACGCAUCAAGAAGUUUCUACCGGUAUUACUAACAAAUGCAUGAUUCCCAUAGACGCGUCAGAUUCUGUUCGUAAUCAUUCUAUAACAAUAAUAGAUCAUGUUCCAGGAAACGAGAAUCAAGAAUUUUCAAUUCUCAAUAUAAUUCCAUCUUUAAUUAGUGAAAAACAUCGAAAGGCUGCUUUUGUUGAAAACCUUGUCGAACUCAAAAACUAUUAUGGAGAGUUCGGUAUAUCGAGAUUACAGUAUACAGCUGGCCUCAUCAUUGAGGUAAUUUGGGCCAAUUUUUCCGUAAACCCUAGCGCAAAAAUCAUUCCACUACGCUUAUUCCUUCAAGAAACUUUACGUCGUUCGAGGACUUCCUAUUCAACCCUUCAAACUGCACUAUUCUAUCUAUUUCGUAUCAAACCCCAAAUUUCAUCUAUAUCUCGACGUUCCGAAUAUCCCCCAACCCCAACUUCGGAAUUUCCCCCAGAUAUCAAUCAAAGUCAGAAUAAUGAUCCAGCGACUUGCGGCCGACGUAUGUUUUUAGCAGCUCUAAUCGUUGCAUCAAAGUAUCUUCAAGAUCGUAAUUAUUCUAAUCGAGCAUGGUCAAAAAUUUCUGGUCUCCCUGUUAACGAAAUAAAUGCAAAUGAGAUUUGUUUUCUUAAACUUAUUGAUUACAAUCUUUUCAUAGCCGAGAACAUAUUCAAACGUUGGAGUAGUCUUUUGUUAACACAUAUUCAAGCUAUUUCAGGUUCAGAAAUAAGUAAUCCUGACGCGUUCAGGAGAGUAGAGAAUCAACGAGAGGUUGCAAUAUUUCGCGAAACUUUGAAAUCCAUGGAUCCUAAGACAAUGGAUUAUAAACAUACAUGUUAUCCUGCUACACCUGCUGAUAGUGCUCCAAGUUCACCAAAGGAAUAUAGUUCAGAAAUUAUGCAAGUUUCAAAUUCUUAUUCAUUGACUCCUAUAACACAAACUCCACCAAUACCAUAUGGAAAUUUUGUUGAUAACGCUAAUAGGACUCUGGAUAAUUAUGUAAAUUGA